Molecule: messenger RNA, 642 nt
Organism: Zerene cesonia (dogface butterfly)
Lineage: Eukaryota; Metazoa; Arthropoda; Insecta; Lepidoptera; Pieridae
Product: GILT-like protein F37H8.5
Exons: 1
Coding region: 1-642 (213 amino acids)
Molecular function (GO): oxidoreductase activity, acting on a sulfur group of donors, disulfide as acceptor
Source: RefSeq, a predicted model, not a curated record
AUGGAGGCAAGAAGUUUUUUAAUAUGUGUUUUAUUAUGUGGUUUAAUAGGAAUAUCACACGGACAAGUGCGGCUCGUGAAUGGGACGAUUAAAAUGCAAAUCGGGACAACAGCGAGAUGUCCGGAUGCAUACAGGUUUAUGAAACAUUUAGUGCCAGUGUAUGAGAAAUAUAAGCAAUUCCUUGAUAUCGAAUUUGUACCUUGGGGAAGAUCGUCAAGGGGCGAAAACGGUCAACUCAGUUGCCAGUUCGGUGUCAGCGGUUGUUGGGCGAACCGCUUUCAUAGAUGCGUCCUCCAUUUGUUAGAUGGAAACCAAGAUGCGGCAGUAAAGUUCAUGCAAUGUGAGUUCUCAGACACCUUUCCUGGUUUUUCGGGAAGCUAUUUCUGUGCGACCCAAGUGGGUCUACGACUGAUAGAGGUGGAUAACUGUAUGGCGACGACAGGUGAUGCUUUGGAGGGACCAGCUGAAGCGGCUACUGUGGAACCCCUUAGAAUUAUAAACUUCAUCCCUUUCAUUGUGUUUAAUGGCGACAUCGAUCGUCACAUCUCGACCCAAGCGAGGAACCGACUUGAAAGUGUUAUAUGCUUCGCUCUGGCCGAAAAUGCGGCGACUGGUGUGACUCACUGUAAAAUUGAAAUGUAA